UGGAGUUUGGCUGGAUAGGAGAAUGAAAUGGAGAGGAUAUGUAUGUAUGCAUGGCGACCGCCGGUCUUGAGGUGCGCGAGGCUGGACGGGCGCUGCGAGUGCAAACGGAAGCGCCGCAUCUCGUUUCCAUGGGAAGCGGACGUUUGUCAACGGCGGUGACCCUACAUCCUUUGCCCGAAGGUAAAUUAACCCUUGGAUCGAAUCGAGAUGCGGACAUUUCUGUCGUUGGUACUGGGGUCGAGUCCAUUCAUUGCGCGAUUGAAAACAAUAACGGCGUGGUCACUCUUCACCCCAUAAAUGGAAGCACGGCAGUCGAUGGCGUACCAAUAAAUUCGCCAGUGAGACUCGCUCAAGGUUGCAUGCUGUCGAUCGGUAGAUCGAACUACAUGCGCUUUAAUCAUCCAGCCGAGGCGAAACAAUUGCGUUCAGUACUGCCACACUCGAGAAUCUCCAUGGCACCCAUAAGCUUCUCCUUACCGGACAACCAGCUCCAGGAGAACUAUCAUCUGGAAAGGAAGCCACCGGUAGCGCCACGAAAAUCGCCAAGAAAUUCCUGCUCAGACGACGAAAUCGGUUUCCUCGGAAAAUUAACGAAAUUCGAGAUGCUGGCGAAGCAAAACAGAAACAACUGCGUUUCUCCAAAAGUAUUCCCAGCAGGUGCCAUUACCACUAACGUACCUGCCGAUCAAAUUCUCGGACACUCGAGAUCCUCCAGCUUGAUCUCCCUAAAAAAUGGCAACAACAGUUCGCUGUUACAAAAUUUAACAAACCUAGAAAGAAGUCGUUCGAACACACCGUCUUUCAAUUCAUCAUCACCAGCCCAUUUCCUCAAUUCGUCCUCUCCAGCCACCUGUUUCGCCUCUUCCUCCCCUAACUACUGUAGCGACGAGAGUCGUCAGAGGUCAGAUAUGAGGACACCCAGUAGGUCCAACACGCCUAACCUUCAGUACCAGAACACGUCGACGCCGAAUCAUAAUCAGAUCCAGAUGUACUCGACCGCUGAGUCCUACCUGAAAACCUACAAGCCCUAUUAUCGAGAUACCAACAACGAGAACAGCCAGGGUCCCCACAAUCUGAUGAUGUCGAAGAACAACGUGAAUCAGGGAGACCUAAUGUCGCGAAGCUUCAACUGCCAAAGGGCGAACGACCUAGACGAAUUGACUCCAAGGGAUUUUGACAUGAGCCAAAGCUUGAUAGUCACCAAGACCACGACGACAGAGUACCUUCAGUUGGAGAAGUUCGGCUCGAACCCUAACAUCUGUAACAGCCCGAACAAUGGGAACUUUUGCGGCGGCAGCUUGAGGAAUGUGUCCGGGACCCCGGGUUUCGGCUCGAAUCCCAAUAUCAAGAGGAUACAGCCGCCCAGUCCAGCGUUCAAUCGCAAUCCGAAGUACAACGAGCCAAAGAGAGGCUUUGGACGGGUGAAGAGCCCGACUCCUAGCACCGGAAGCGGUUGCUCGCUGGAGGAGCUGAGGGAGAGACAGAUUGACGCGGAGAAUAAGCGGCGAGAGGCGGAGAACAAGAGGAAACAGGCGCAAGAGGAGAGGCUACGCGAGCAGGAGGUCGAGAGGCAGGAGAAAAUGAGGCUCGAGGAGAUCCUUGCCAUGUGCGCCGAGUACGAGAGGCAGAGCACUGUGGAGAAGCCGAGGCAACCUAACAGGAUCAAAACGAAUGGCUCGCUACCACGAGACAAACGACUUGGCUACAAUUCACCCUUCGACAGCCCGAAGAGUCCAUCGAAGAACCAACCGCACUUUUCCUUCGACACUGCCAAACAGUCAAACUCAGCGUCAUACGAGAACGUCUGCGUGCAAAAUUCGAAAGUCGUAUUCCAAAACGGCAACUCACCCAAUAACCGUCGAAACCAAACGACAAAUCAUCCGGAGAACCAAACUGUGAACAUGCAGGAUCACUCGCAAUCGAUCACGCCAAACAACAAUAACAAUAGCCAACCAACGAUGUGGCCAAACGUUCUUGGCAACGGGGAACAUAGCUUUUCAGGCUCGAUCUCGCAAGCUCGUAGCUCUGGUUACGAGAAUACGAUGAUCGAGGGUUCGAUGUACAACAACAACAGUGGCAGUUACACACAGCUAAUCGACCCAACGAAGGAUACCUACGGAACGAUCCAGCUAAAUGGGACGAGGAUCAAUGGGCAACAGAAUAAGCAUUCUCGAAACUACGACAGUUCGAUGAACGGGAAUGUGAGUCUGUACGAGAACGUGGUGAUCAACUCAGUGCAGAACAACAAUCAAAACAAUCAUUCCAUGCCAAAGAAAAAUGGCCAGCUGUCAAACUCCUGCGACAUGAUAGAGAACAAGCUGGCUAUAUCAAACGACGACCUUCUAGAGGCUAUCGAGCAGCUUUCCAUGCUUUCCAAAUCCAAAGAAAUUUGCACGAUUCCCAAGAAGAACAAUUCUGAGAAGGACAACGCGAAAUCGAACGAGGCUAAGGCUGACAAAGAGAGGAAGGAGCUGGAACAGGAAGACAGAAAGAAGUAUAUAGAGUUCCUCCAGAAUGAGAAGCUGCAUAUCCUUAGUAAUAUGGAUGCAUUGAAGAGGAGCGUGGCUGACAUUGAGAUCCAGGAAGAGGAGAUUAGCAGGGAGCUCGAAUUAGAGAAAGCACUGCUGUCUGCAGAGUACGAAUCGGAGUCGUUGAAGCUUAGUCAGGACGAGGGUGAGAAGAUAAAGGUACAGAUGCGGAUAAACGAACUCGAGAGACAGAUGGCCGAGGAUAACAUAAGCCAGGCGAAUUUACAAGCGGAAGCGAAGCAGAGAGUGCAAAGGGCCCAGCAUGCUUGCAGUCGUUUGGAGGAAGAGCUGGCGAUUUGCACGGACGAAGCCAUGCAACAGGAUAUCGGCGAGAAGCUUAUGGCUCAACAAGACGUCCUCGAGUCGGAAAGAAAGGCUUUUGAGGAUUUGGAAUUCCAUCAUCUCGAAGAGGAGGCCAGCAAACUGGCGACCAGGGAAGAAUUACAAAGAUACUUAAGUGAACUGACGACCAAGAUAGAAACCAGGAAGGCUCGGUUGAGCCACUUGGAAUCUCAGAGAUCUGAAGCGAAAAGCACUGCGACUAAAGAUGCAAGAAGCCUCGAAAGACAGAAGUUGACGCAUUUGAAACGGUUGGAAGAAGGUCGAAACCGAGUUAGAGCGAUCAACGAUGAACUGACAAAGUUGGCGCAAAAUUCUUGCGAGAACAGCGACGAGAAACGAUCUCCGAGCAGGGAAGACUUCGACAGGAUCUCCAGGGUCACCACUGACUCUCCCAUUGUAAACAAUCAGGGCAGCUUGGGAAGGAAGACUAUAGAAUCCCUCAAGGAAAUUGAGAGAAAUCGACAGCUUCAUUUAGCGAAACAAGGCAGCCAAGUAAUCUCCGAAGAAAGACGAAGAGUAGAGGAACUAAAACGACGAGUACAAGACGAAGUUCGGUCGCAGUGGGAAGAAAGGAAGAUGAACUGUACCUCUUUCAACAGCGUUGAAUCAGGCGAAGAAUCCUCCAGUUACUCAACGGGGCCAACGGAAAGUGGCAGCGGAAGCAGCGACAGUGCAGAGGGUGGAACCAGCGAGAAAUUGUCUCCUAGCAAGCUUUCCGAACUCACGUCGCCAAGUCCUGGCCCUUCGAACAAUUCCUACAGUCUGCUCCAAAAUGAUAACAUGAGAGACGAUCGAAGGACAUCAAUGGAAGGCGAGAGACUUAGCAAUAACAGUGGGGGAAUAAUCGACGGAAACGGGAGUCGCCCUCUUUCGCAAACCUCUAGUGAAAUGGACACCCUUGGACCAUUGCAACCAGUGAAACACCGUGAAAAGGCAAAACUGCAGAGGCCGCUUACGAGAUACCUUCCCAUCAAGUCGGAGUCUCUGGACCUGAGGCAUCAUAUCGAGACCGCUGGACACCAGUUACCCCUGAUACACGAUGUCACGGUCGAUACAACCAGUUGCAGUGGUUACCUAUCGAAGAUGAGCAAGAAAUUCCAUCAUUGGAAUAAACGAUGGUUCGUCUUCGACAGAAAGAGGAAGACCCUGUCAUAUUAUAGCGACAGCUCGUCCAGAAAAGCACGUGGAGUGAUAUACUUCCAGUCAAUUGAAGAAGUGUAUGUGGAUCACAUGAACACCGUACGAUCGCCACAGCCAUCGUUGACUUUCAUCAUCAAAACAUCGUCCAGACUUUACCAUUUAAUGGCACCAAGUCCAGAGGCCAUGAGAGUUUGGGUGGACGUUGUGUUCACCGGUGCCGAAGGAUAUCACGAAUUUGAUCACGGUAUCUGAUAAGCCAACCGUUCUCACGUUUCUGGUCGAAAUUCGUUUUACUCUUGAGGAACUCUCAAGGAUCGCUAUAGCGUGAUUCCUCACCUGUAGCCUGCAGGUUUAGAAAAUGAGCUUCGUGAUCGUUUGAAGACACGAUUUGUUACGAGUGGAACUACAAUUGCCUACACUUUGGAGCUGGAUUUGACUGGCAUAUCAAAGACACAAAGGUCUCUUGAAUUUUACAAAGGAAAUUUAUAGUUAUAUUGGUGCUAGAUUACUCAUUUAGGCAACUACAUGGAUUAAAUCCGAAGCAAUAGAGAGAGAAAGUAAAAGAGAGAGAGAGCAGGGGAAAGAAUAAAAAAAAGAUGGAAUAUUGGAAACAAUAAAUGAUACCAUAGACAGUGAUAGUGAGCGCUUUAUCUUAAAAACUAAAUGAUACAUUGAAAUUAAGAAUAAUAAUGAUAAAAGUGAAUAAAUUUAUUUACAUGAUUUAAUAAGAAAAUUCUAAAUUGAUUAUGGGAAAAUAAGACUUUUAAUUAUGUUUGAGUCAAUGUGUUAAAAAAUGAGGGCAUUGAUGUGUGCGUCAUAUUGAAGUAUUAUUCAUCGAAAUGCAGGCUGAUCAUAACUUGAUUCUCUUUAAACAAGGUGAAUAAAUUUUAUAGAAUUUACUGUUAAAUUUUGUAGACAUUUUUAAUCUAGUCUUCCAGCAUAGAUACUUUCAAGAGUAAUAAGUUAGUGUCCCAGCAUUCGAGAAAGAAAGUCUUCAACAAUAGUUCAACAUAUAUUCUGGUAUGAACCAGGUGUGAAGUCCCUAAGAAAUUGUAAAUAUGUCCCAUUUUACUUUUUACAGUUAUAUUUUGACUUUUUGAAUAAAUAUCUUGAUAUUGCUUAAUACCAAGGAUUAUAUGGAAUAGAAUCAUUCAUGUCUCUUUAUAUACCCAGAGGAAAUUUUAUCACAUAUAUACAUGGUUCUUCAUAACUUGGAACUUAAACGUCAUUUCAAAUUUCCAAUUAAUAGAAAUAAUUAUAGAAUUUUUCAUGCGUCUCAUAUUAAAUAACUAAUUUCUUCUUAGAUACAUGUCAUAUUAAUGUUCAUUAGCAAAGUAAUAAACACAACUUGUAGGUAUCCAUACUUAUUCAAAAUACACGAAUUAUGCGUAUUCCCCGACGUAUUCAAUGUCCACGUUUAUGGAAUGUGAUUUUUAAUAAACAAAUAUGUCUGAAUAUAGCCUAUUGUACGAAUCAUAUUAUUAUCUAGAUAAAUAUGUAAAACUUAAUAGAGCUUACAAAUAUAAAAAAUUUGUCUGAACUUUGUCCAAUUACUGCUUAAAAGUGUGUUCAAAAUAUUUUAAUUGAUCAACUG
Messenger RNA from Eufriesea mexicana, 5604 nucleotides. RefSeq names its product pleckstrin homology-like domain family B member 2. The record is from RefSeq and is a predicted model, not a curated record. NCBI's taxonomy places the organism in Eukaryota, Metazoa, Arthropoda, Insecta, Hymenoptera, Apidae. Gene Ontology annotation, molecular function: protein binding. The transcript has 13 exons. Bases 39 to 4262 code for a protein of 1407 amino acids.